UACAAUUACUGCACAGAAAAAGGUCAAUACGCAUGCUACGUAUGGCGCCAAUAGCGCAUCAAUGUAGAAAAUCUAUUACGAACAGUAACAGUAUGGCUUGAGUCGGCCAGCCUGAUUUGCUAGUUGGUUGGUGAGAAGAAAACACAAGAAACAUAGGGAUUGACAUCGAGGAGGAAAGCAAGAAACUUUCGCCAUGUUCAGCUCUAGCAGCCAUGGCAGCUCCAAUCAACCUGCGGAGGUAUUCCGCAAGGAUCUGAUUAGCGCCAUGAAGCUGCCAGACUCUUCCCAGCUCCUGCCUGACGAGUACAUGAUCAUGACGGACAACUGGAAACCGGAAUGGGAGAAAGGUGUCCAGGUGCCCGUCAAUCCCCGGUCUAUUCCUCAGGCUCACAUCAAGGAGAUAAGGAAACCCGAAGACAUCGACUUCAAGUUGAGUAAGAAGUUGAUUAAGGGGUACGAUACCGAUGACGAGAAGGAAGAUGAUGCCGACGCACCUGAGAAGAAAGACGCCAUGUGUCAGUAUGAUUUAGAUGAAGUGGACGUCCACUGGCUUGGUGAAAUCAACAUGACAAGAGAAGAUAUGGGCGAUGAACCGAUCAAUGAACUGACCAUGGAGAGGAUAAUUUCAGAAUGUGAUGUACAGUGCAACAAUAACAUGGAGCAUGCAAUGCAGACUGAAGAAGGACUUGGUAUCGAGUAUGAUGAAGAUGUCAUAUGUGAUGUCUGUAGAGCGCCUGAUAGUGAAGAAGGCAAUGAAAUGGUCUUCUGUGACAAGUGUGACAUUUGUGUGCAUCAGGCAUGUUACGGCAUAGUGAAUGUCCCAGAAGGAAGCUGGAUGUGUAGAACGUGUGCCCUAGGGAUACAACCUCAGUGUAUACUGUGUGGUAUCAAAGGAGGUGCCAUGAAAAGUACAAGGAGUGGUACCAAGUGGUCACAUGUUAGCUGUGCUCUAUGGGUUCCUGAGGUCAGCAUUGGAUGUGUGGAGCGGAUGGAACCAAUCACUAAAAUAUCACAAAUUCCUGCAAGUCGAUGGGCCCUUAUAUGUGUCAUAUGCAGAGAAAGAACAGGGGCCUGUAUACAGUGUUCGGUGAAAACUUGCAAGACUGCGUAUCACGUGACGUGUGGGUUCCGCAACGGUCUAGAAAUGAAGACAUAUUUAGAUGACGAGGCAGAUGUCAGGUUUAGGUCGUAUUGCCAAAAGCACACCAAAGCCAGACGUGAGAUGGAUGGUAUCGAUGGUAAGCUUGGGACCCCUGACAAGGCUCAUGGUACGCCUAAGAAAGAUAUCAAAGAAAUGACCCAGGAGGAGAGAGCUAAUGAAAGAGCAAUAAGAAUUCAGCUAGUGACCGAAGAGUUCUACCGCUACACCAAGUUAAAGGACAUUGUUUCUGCUCUUAAUAUGAAGGACGAUGUGGAGAUGGUAGACAUGGUCUAUGAGUACUGGAAACUCAAAAGAAAGUCUGGUCACAAUAAACCUCUAGUGACGCCGACCAAGGAAGUCGGCAGCAUGGGGUCAAAUGAAGAAUACAACCUCACUGCCAGGAUGAAGAUGUUUGUACAUCUACGACAAGAUCUUGAAAGGGUGCGGAACCUUUGCUAUAUGGUGCAACGGCGGGAGAAGCUGAGUCGUCAGCUGAGCGUGCUGAGUCAAGGCAUAUUCCGCAAGCAGUAUGACAUGCAUAUAGCUGGGAAGGACAGAUACUCCGAGGAAGACUUGGCAUGGGCCAUCAAUGCUGGGAAAUUUGCCAUUCACUUGCCAGCCUCUGACUCAGAGGCUACACUAACAGACACUUCCACGUCAACGUCCAAAGACUGCGACACGGACGAUAGGCUGUCCAAAGAUUGCGAUACGGACGAUCGAAGCGAGCGGGAGAACGACGGAGGGGGCGCUUCGGAAAGGACGGCGGAAACGCAGAAUGGUGCUGACACCGAUGCAAUAUCGAGCGCAGGAGAGGAGGAAAGGAGAAAAGACAGUAACAAGGAAUGCAACGAGCAGGAAAGUGAGGAUGAGAAAAUGGAGGUAGCGGAAGCGGCAGAUGAAGUUGUGGAAUCGGAGGAGGAAAAGGACGAGGCUGUGAAAGGAGACGAUGAUGAUGAGUUUGAACUGGAGUCGGUGAAGGGGGAGGAGGAAGAGAAAGAGGUGGAGACAGAAGGGGCGAAGGAGGUGGUUUCUGGAGAGGAAGAAGAUAAAAAGGAGGAAGUAAAGGAGGAGGAGGAAAAGGAAAUCAUCUUGAAGGAAAAUGUUGAAGUGGAUAAGGAAUCUCCUGAGAAUUUAGAAGCGGAGCAAGAAGAGGUAAAGGUAGAGAAAGUGAAGGAGAUUGAGGAAACCACUAAGAAAAGAAGGUCACGGGCGAGGGAAGUGGAGGAAGGAGCGGUUAGGAAAUUGAAGACUAGAAGACGGUCAAGAUCGAGGGAAGGAGACGAGGAGAAAAGGAAGAAUAGGAGAAGCGUGAGGGAAAAAGAAGCAGAGAAGGAGAAAGUAGAAGAGGACAAGGAGGAAAGUUGGAAGAGUAAAAGGGGGUUAAGGGUAAGGGAAGUGGAGGAGGAGGAGAAGGAAGAUGAGGAACAAGUGGUUAAUUUUGAGAGUAAAAGAAGACUUCGGGCGAGGGACAUUAAGAAAGAAGUAGAACCGGAGGAAGAGGGGGAUGAUUUGAAGAGUAAGAAAAUGAUAGAUUCAAGGGAGGUGGAGAAGGACAAUAUUGAAGAGGAUGAGGAGACGAAUUGGAAGACUAAAAGGAGGCUAAGAGCAAGAGAUGUAGAGGAUGAAGUGAAAGAGGAAGAGAAGGAAAUAAAAGAGGAUGAUGGGGAUGAUUGGAAGAAUAAAAGGAGGUUAAGGACAAGGAACAUGGAGGAGGAAGAAGAGGACGAGGAGGAGAAAAAGGAAAUUGAAGAGGAGGAUGAUUGGGAUAAUUGGAAGAAUAAAAGACGGUUAAGGACAAAGAACAUGGAGGAGGAAAAUAAGGAAGAAGAGGACGAGGAGGAGAAAAAGGAUGGGGAUCAUUUGAAGGAUGAAAGGUGGUUAAGGACAGGGGACUUGGAGGAAGAGAAAAAAGUGAAAGAAGAAGAGGAUGAGGAAAUGAAUAGGAAGGAUAAAAUGAUCUUGAGGUUGAGGGAUGUUCUGGAGGAUAAGGUGGAAGAAGAUGAGGAGAAUAAGAAAGACAAACCAAGGUUAAGGGCAAGGGACUCUUCAGAGGAGGAGAAGAAGGAAUGGGAAGAGAAGCCGGUUGAAUUCAAGCAUAAAAAGUUAAGGGCAAGGAGCCUAGAGAGAGAAGGGGAGGAGGUGGAUAAUUGGAAGAAUAAAAGAAGGGUUAGGGCUAGGGACGUUGUGGAGGAGAAGACGGAAGAAGAGAUAGAUGAGGGGAAUUCAAACAAUAGGGUGAGAGAUGAAGAGAAAGAAGAGGAAAUUUUGAAGAAUAAGACCAAGGUUACAGCGAGGGAAGAGAAAGAAGAGGAAAAGUUGGACAAUUGGAAGAGUAGAAGAAGGGUGAGGGCAAGGGACGAGGAGGAGAAAGAAGAAGAGGAAAAGGAGGCAACUUGGAAGAGUAAAAGAAGGGUUAGAGCAAGGAACGAGGAGGAGGAGAAAGAAGAAGAGGAAAAGGAGGAAACUUGGAAGAGUAAAAGAAAGGUUAAAGCAAGGGACGAGGAGGAGGUGGAGAAAGAAGAGGAAAAGGAGGACACUUGGAAGAGUAAGAGAAGGUUUAGGGUGAGAGAGGAGCAGAAGGAAGAAGGGAUGGAUGAGGGGAACUGGAUGAAUAAGAGAAGGUUAAGGACAAGAAAUGAAGAAGAGGAAAAGGAGGAGGAGGAUACUUGGAAGAAUAAAAGGUUAAGAGCAAAAGAGAUGGAGCUGGAAGAGGAGAAUUGGAAAAGCAAGAGGAGGCUACGGAUACGAGUGGUUGACAAAAAGGAGGAUGACAGUGGGAACGAUGAGAGGGAGCUUGUGAAUAAUGUGUCUGCUGGAAUUAAGGAAGGAAAAAACGAUUAUGGAAAAGAAGCGAUGUAUGAAGAGAUGGAGGAAAAUGUUGAGGAAGAGGCGGAGGAGGAAGGGAAGGAGGAAGAAACAAGAGAGGAAGGUGGUUCGAAGGAAGAAGAGCCUGAUGAAGACGAAGACGCUACAGACUUGCUAUUGCAAAUCAAUGAAAAGAUUAAAGAGUAUGACGAAGAGGAGGAAGACCCUGUGCCACAUUUGAAUCAGGUAGAGGAAAGAACGAAAGGCGUUGUGAUUAAGCACAACAAUUACAUUAGCAAUCUUAGGCUUGUGAGCCCACAUCGAAGCAGAGAGUCCUCUGUUAGCAAUGACCGCUGCAGUUCACCUAGGAGUGUGGACGCAGAUGAAUCGGAUAUUGACGAUUCAGAUUCGGAACACUUUUUCAUCAGGUCUUCGUCUCCGUUGCGUCUUGAAGCGAGAAGGGAGGAGAAAUUGAAAGACGAUGCACGCUCGGAGACGUCGUGUAGCGCGUCAAAGGAUGAUGAAUAUUUGGAAGGACCAUUUUUGAGACCCGUUGAGGAUUCCGUGACUAGCAAUGACACGGAGCACAGACACAGUGAGGGUGAUCCUCCCAACAGACCAUCCCUCAAGCGGAAAAUAUCUUUGAAAGCCAUCCGCGAGGCAGAGAUGCGCAAGAACGGCAUGUCCAAAAAGCGAAAGCGGGACUCGCACCAUCGCAAGACGAAAAACAGGAAAAGGAGAAGCAGCGACGACAUCAGUGAUCAACCAGUGUACAGUAUUGUUAGGACUCCCACUCGGGAUUCACCGAGUAAGAUUUCCAUCAAGAUCCACAGCCCGUCAAAGAUCUCGCCUAAAAAGCUACAAUUAGACGAGGAAGCCACAAAACUGAGACAGCGUAUCCUAAUUAGUGCCUCGCCGCGACCUAGUCUGAAAAGUUACCGUAUCCCUAAAAAGAAGCCAGUCAUCUCAAAUACUUUGUCCAAUGGACCUGCAAAGAUGGAACCCCCGGAGAUCGAUCCGUUCGAGUUCGUCGACGAGCUCGACGAACCCGCGCACAAACCGGAGACGAGAAGCAGGAAGAAACUGAUCGAGGAUGAGAUAGACAGUGAAAGCAGCUGCAGUGAUAGACAAUUUGAAAACGUUGACAAGGAGGUGAGCUUGUGUGUCCAGGGGCGGGAUUCCCCUUACAAAGGGGGCGGGGAAGAGAACGUGACCCCUGCCUGUCUGACGACGGCCCAGGCAAACAUUGCAAGGGAGGAGAGGUUGAAGAAACGCAACCUCAGCUCCAGGAUUCGCGAUGCAGCUGUACGUUUCCUGAAUUCAACUAUCAAUCUCUAGCAUUCACUAUGCCAGUGACAAUAACCCGCCUCGUUCAGGGAUAACCGUUACAUCUCAGGCUUCUCCUGAAGACCAAAUCUUCAUGGUUUUAAUGGCUUCUCUUAUUCUUUCUCUUCUCGCUAUCUUGAGGUGGACAAGGUUAAAGGUACAGGGUACAGCAUAGAAGAAGCUGUGAUGUGAGUAGUGCUUAGCACUCCAAGAAGUUCUUAUCCGCUAUUUUGUAGUAGCUUGCUAGUAGCAUGAACAAACCUUGUGGAACAAGCCAAUCAUGCAUAAUUUUUCAUCUCCUUUCUUUAUCAUGGGUAAUACUGAAUGUAAGAAGAAAGGUACAUUUUAGAACAAUUUCAUUGAAGGUGAGGAGGAAUUAUAUUCAACAUGCAAAUAAUUACUAUUGAGUGAUAUGUAAGAUGAAAAGUGUUAAUGUUCCAUUGUUGCGAGCUUUUAAUGUUCAGACAUUCCCUCUAUCAUUCACAAUUGAGAAGAAGCAGUUACUCUUUCAUACUGUCAACAAUUGACCUGUUAACUUAUAAAAAUAAUUUAUCUUUAUAAUCUAAAUCAAUAUUUUUAUUAGAUUGAUGGUUCUGAAUAAGGGGCUGAAGCUUCCAUGAUGGAAAAUUGGUAGAUUUUCAGGGUAACUCUUGAUCCCAUGAUUAAAUUUAGUUAUUUUGGAGACUUCUGUGGUACUAUGCCGCAUCACCAUGAUUUAUUCUGCUAUUUGGUAUAGAAAUUUACAAUAUGGUAAAAAGGUUGCCUUAAUGUUACUAGUGUUUGCAUAAAUGACUGCAUAAAUCAUAAUCUAAGGGUUUGGGGUAUAUCACAAGAUGGGGUCUAUUUAUUUGGGAGGGGAAGGCAGUGAUUUGCUCUGCAUAGCUGCCAAGUAGUACUGAUUUUCAGUAUUUAUUACUGAAAAAUGAGAAAGAAUACUGGUGAUUUCUGAAGUUUCUGUUUAUGUGUUGUCCUAUGGUAUUUCUGUGAAAAUAGUGAUUUUCUUACCAAAAUACUGAUUUUCAGCCUUUCAAAUACUGAAAUGUUCUUGAUUGGGUUGGCAUUUCUGGUUCUGUGAUAGGGGUUUCUCUGAAACUAGAGAUUUAUUGGCUGAGAUUAAAUCAAUAAAUAUGGUCCUUGGAAGGGUGAUUUGGACAUGAAUAAAUGAAUGUUAUUCUGUUAAUUUCCUAGGUACUUGUAGACUAACUACAGUCAUUGAUUAUCAUAACUCAAUGAUUUAUUCUGCUAUUUCGUUCAUAUCAUGGUCAAAAGAUUGCCUUAUUAUCACACUGGUUGUUUUAAAUUGUAAUUUUUAUGCAGCGUAUUCCAAUUUUGGGCCCACAUUAAAUUAGAACAAAAAAAGGGAAGCUUCAUGGAAGGGGCCUCUUUCACAAAUUUAGCGAUUGACUUUGCAGUUGAUUUGUAUGCUCGAUUCAGUCGAUUGCAUGUCAUGAUCAAUGUAAUCAAUCAGAAAAAUCAGAUCAUUGAUUGAUUGCUAUGCUUUGUGUAAUGAGGGCCCUCGCAAUUAACAAGAAUCCUACUUGAGAACCACUGAUCGUAAUGCAAUCCAAUUAUAGUCAACUUA
This is a messenger RNA of Lytechinus variegatus (green sea urchin), 6854 nucleotides long. RefSeq names its product trichohyalin-like. Gene Ontology annotation, cellular component: histone acetyltransferase complex. Gene Ontology annotation, biological process: regulation of transcription by RNA polymerase II. The coding region runs from base 194 to 5284 and encodes 1696 amino acids. The transcript is spliced from 15 exons. The record is from RefSeq and is a predicted model, not a curated record. Lineage: Eukaryota; Metazoa; Echinodermata; Echinoidea; Temnopleuroida; Toxopneustidae.